AUGGUAGCCCACUGCCGCCCCCGACGCAUGUGGUCUGAGGAGGAGGAGAGACGUCUUCUCCAGCUAUUUGUCGAGUAUGGGCCAAAAUGGAGGAUCCUGCAGCUGAUGGAUAAGGAACAUUCAGAUGGUGCAGUUCUACAGGACCGUAGUAAUGUUGAUCUGAAGGACAAGAUCCGAAACAUGAAGGUGCGCUAUGAAAAAGCAAAUAAGAUCCUGCCACCAAAUUUCGAAAAGAUCCAUCUAGGUCCCAAGGAGAAGAGGUAUUAUACCUUGUGCGAUUCGAUCUAUCAACAACUUGAUGAUAAGCUCUCCUCACCCUCUACCUAG
Molecule: messenger RNA, 327 nt
Organism: Histoplasma mississippiense
Lineage: Eukaryota; Fungi; Ascomycota; Eurotiomycetes; Onygenales; Ajellomycetaceae
Exons: 3
Coding region: 1-327 (108 amino acids)
Biological process (GO): regulation of DNA-templated transcription; telomere maintenance via telomere lengthening
Molecular function (GO): double-stranded telomeric DNA binding
Source: RefSeq, a predicted model, not a curated record